Suillus clintonianus is the source of this 1997-nucleotide messenger RNA. RefSeq lists its product as uncharacterized. The transcript is spliced from 6 exons. NCBI's taxonomy places the organism in Eukaryota, Fungi, Basidiomycota, Agaricomycetes, Boletales, Suillaceae. Gene Ontology annotation, molecular function: protein binding. The coding region runs from base 200 to 1906 and encodes 568 amino acids. The record is from RefSeq and is a predicted model, not a curated record.
UAUUUAAGAAAUAGCGGAUAAGGACAACAGCUGUGCUCACGUUUUAGAACCCUUCUCUCUAUCAUUGCUUGCCUCUUGGUAACAUUCAAAACGACCAAUAUCGGGCCCACAGCACACGAGAGCUCACCACUAAGUCCUUCGAACACAUCCAAAGAACACCUUUCCCCCACUUAACAGUUUCACUCCCGGAGACGCAGGCAUGGCUUCCACGUCAACAAAGGCAGCCGUCACGAAAUCGAUUCUGAAAAUGACUUUGAAGGGUCACGUAGAUUGGGUUGGAUCUAUAUCCUAUUUUCCGGACGGCCAGCGAAUGAUCAGCGGAUCUCGAGACAAGACCGCUCGGCGAUGGGAUCUGAAGGCGGGUAAGGAGAUUGAGAAAGUGCGAGGAAUUUGCGAGGAGGAGGUACAGGCAGUGGCGGUAUCAAGGGAUGGUCGAUGGGUUGUCACUGGCGGUGGAGGUGACGCUCGUCCGGAGCUGAAAGCCUGUGAGGUUGAGACGGGGAUUGUGAAAACACUCCAAGGCCACUCAGAUAUGAUCACCUGCAUUGAUGUAUCGGCGGACAGCAAGCUGCUGGCGAGCGGGUCCGGGGAUGAGACAGCGCGGAUAUGGAACUUGGAGACCGGCGAACUUGUAGCCGGUCCAUUUAAGAGCGUUGAUUGGGUGGGCGCAGUUCGAUUCUCAACGGAUUUAAAGAAGCUCGCAAUCAAGUCAUAUUUCGGUCAGUGGCUUGAGGUCUGGGAUGUCGAAACACAGAAAUUGGAUGUGAGCAUAGGGAGAGCGAUCAAAGGACCACUAUUAAUGACAUCUACGCCAAUUUUCUGGACAAACAAAAACAAAAACAUCUUAGCCGCAUUCAACUUCACAAUCGACUAUUCCAGGACAAUCUACGAGUUUGACGCGUCGACGCUGAAGACUGUCGGAACUCCCUUCAAAGGACACAAUAACGUCAUUUACGGUCUAGCACUUUCAUUUGACGGCACUCUCCUCGCUAGCUCUUCUUGGGACCACACCAUCAAACUCUGGGCCUUCGAGUCCCGCCAACUCCUCGCUUCCUUCGAUGUUCAAAAUCCUGAUACCCUUGUCCUCUCACCCGACUCGUGCCAAUUUGCUUACACGACAUUCACUGGCUAUGAUGAUAACAUCUACAUUUGUAACACUCCACCCGAAGUCCUUGCUCAGGCCUGUACCAGUGCACGAACCUUGAAUGAUCUCCUGAAUUCUGAUGCAACUCGUCGUCCUCCUGCCGUGCGCCGCAGACUACCAAUACCUGACAUACCUAUGGUGCAGAGACCUCCGCCCACAAUAGACCCACAGCAAACCAUUUUCCUUCGCCUCCGCAAACUUCUUCCCUUCUCUUCUCGCACGAAUGCAAUUCCUUCCGUUCGGAAUAAUAUCCAGUCUCGCGGCCCUCUAGAUUUCCCUGCUACGUCGCCCUUACCGUCCAAUCACCUUUAUGCAGAAAGCCCUCCAUCAACUUCCUUCAAGUUGCCCGGUGGCAGGGCCUUUUUCAAUACCAUUCAGUCCUCGUCUAAAAAGGGGAAGCAAAAGGCUCGUGAACGGAAACGGAAACCGGCAAAAGUCAUCGACGUUCCACUCGGACAAGCUACCUAUGGCGACGCUGUUGGUGUGGACGACGGAAAUCGGCCGUUUGUUCUCUUAUUUUGCCUAAGCUGGUUCCAGAAAAAGGAGAAGAGGCAGGUUCCACGCCCAGUGUAUGAUGAUGAUCCUGAGGACGACGAAGAGGAGGAGGGGGAAGACAUUCUCAAUCGUGUCGCUGUGUCUCCUCCCAGGGUCCAGUACGAAGAAAUUGAAAUGAAUAUAAUGGCUACUAGUCAGUCACAGCCAGAGGCAGGACCGUCUCACCUUGCAGUAAUUGAUGAACACGUAGAGGGGCAGUCUUCGUAAAUCCGUCAAACAUUUCAUCUGUUGAGUCUCGCGUUGUACCUGUAACUUUAUGACACCAUGUUACUUGCUUUUCUGUGUAGAACGAGGGUGU